AUGGCUAGUUCCAAAACACAGAAGGCAUGUUUCUAUUCAGACAUCAGAGAUGUUUUGAAGAAUCACAGGGCUUUGAAUGUGGCAAAUAACAAUGUGUAUGACACAUUGUUGAGAACUUUAUCUGAUUGUUCUGAGGUGGAGCUUGUUGUAAAGAUUGUGAAAGACUUGGAACACUGUAUUAGUUUGUUGAACUUGGAUUACAAGCCCCUUGUAGGCUUGAUUAUGAAACUGAACUGGCUGGACAAUGGCCCAGAACUGAUCAAAGCAUUCCAGUCAUUCAUGCUGAACCUGGUGUCUGCUCAAAUAUUUUACCUGAAACCUUGCUUGACCACGUUGGUAGCCAUGUUUGCCCAAGAAACCACUAAGGGUCCAGAUGACGACGGUGGAAAGAGAAAAGAGGAUUUUUCUCACAUUCACUCACUUCUCAAGUCUAUUUCUCAGAUUGUACCCAUGACAGGAUCUGUAUUGGUUCAGAUUCUUGACAACCGUUUUCCAUAUGUUACCAAGAGUGUGUCCUGCUUUGAAAAUUACACACAGAAUAUCUUGUUGAUCACGACCUACAUGCCAGUGCAGCGCUUGGAUAUUCUGGAGAUUGUUGUCAAAAACAUGCUCAAGUUGGAUGUGAGGUCAUCACGUCACGACAUCAGCUCAGCCCUCUCAUCCAUCAUGGCUGGGACAGACCACGUUGAUCUCAUGGAUACAACAUUUGAUAUGGAAGAGGUUUCACAAGUUGCCUCCGAGAGUUCACAUGAAGCUGACAGCAGACUGUCUGCUGCCUUACCCCAGGCUGCAUCACUGGACGCCAUGUUGGAGCUCACGUUUCACUACGUCAAGGAUCAGUGUUACACUGAUGCAAAACUGGACUGGGACAGGACAAAGAGACUGUACAGAGAGCUUCUGUCUGUGUUCAACAAGUUAAUUCUGCCCACACAUGCCUCAUGUCAUGUACAGUACAUUAUGUUCUAUGUUUGCAGCUUUCGAGAGGUAUUAGCAGAUGGUUUCAUUGACUACCUGUGGAAGAAAGUGACAGACCCCACUGCAGAGAGUGUGUAUAGGCAAAGUGCUGCUUGCUACAUUGGCAGCUUUAUCACCAGGUCCAAAUAUUUAUCUGUCAAAACAGCGAAACAAGUAGUGGAGUUGAUGGUCAAGUGGAUUCACUCAUACCUUGACCGAACCUGUGACCAAGGAGCUCACGCUGAUUUGGCUCACCAUGCACCCUUUUACUCUGUUUGCCAGAGUGUCUUUUAUAUCUUCUGCUUCAAACAUAUGGACUUCAUGGGCAUGAAAGGUUACAGAUGGGCAGAGUCCUUGAAUUUGCAGCGGAUUGUCACCAGUAAAUUAAACCCAUUGCGUGUGUGCAUGCCCAUCAUAGUUAGCACCUUCGCCUCGGCUGCCAGACUACACCAGCUGGCUUUCUGUGAUACAGUCAUAGAGAGGAACAACCGGUACCACCUCCCUGUCGCUGCCUCCACAUACAGCACUGAGGGUUCCAGGCAGACACAGCUGCAAUCUUAUUUUCCUUUUGAUCCUUAUCUACUCCCAAGGUCGUGCUCACACAUUAGGCCAUUGUAUAAAGAGUUUCAUGGCAGUUUGCCUGGAGAAGAUGACGACGCUGUUGAUGAGGAUGAAGAUGACUUUUUGCCUAGUGAUGAGGAAGAUAUGAACCUAGCAGCCUGUGAUAUCAGCUUGUCAGUCGGCAAGAGCCCUAGCAAUGUCUUACAAUAUGGAAUGUCACCAGGCUUCAAGAACGGUUGA
Messenger RNA from Candidula unifasciata, 1755 nucleotides. NCBI's taxonomy places the organism in Eukaryota, Metazoa, Mollusca, Gastropoda, Stylommatophora, Geomitridae. The record is from the annotation of a GenBank genome assembly.